This is a messenger RNA of Tripterygium wilfordii, 998 nucleotides long. RefSeq names its product NAC domain-containing protein 83-like. Lineage: Eukaryota; Viridiplantae; Streptophyta; Magnoliopsida; Celastrales; Celastraceae. Gene Ontology annotation, molecular function: DNA binding. The record is from RefSeq and is a predicted model, not a curated record. The transcript is spliced from 3 exons. The coding region runs from base 92 to 814 and encodes 240 amino acids. Gene Ontology annotation, biological process: regulation of DNA-templated transcription.
UUUCUCUCUAUCAGUCUCACUUUUCUUAUGCAUUAUAAAUACUUAACAUUGCUUGCUUGAUCGAUUCACUUGAAAGAAGAACACAUCAAGCAUGGACAAGUUCAACAGUACCAGAGAUGGAUUAACAAGACUCCCACCCGGCUUUCGCUUCCAACCGACCGAUGAAGAGCUUGUUUUUCAGUACCUAAAAUGCAAAGUCUUUGCAUGGGCACUACCAGCCACUAUCAUUCCUGAAAUCAAUGUCUGCAAGUAUGAUCCUUGGGACUUACCAGGGGAUGUGGAGCAAGAGAAGUACUUUUUCAGUAACAAAGAAGCAAAGUAUCGAAAUGGGAAGAGAAUAAACAGAUCAACUGCUUCUGGGUAUUGGAAGGCAACAGGCUCAGACAAGCACAUUGUGUCUUCAGUGACUAAUUAUCAAAUGAUGGGGAUUAGAAAGACACUGGUUUUUCAUAGAGGGAAGCCUCCUCAUGGGUCUAGAACAGAUUGGAUUAUGCACGAAUAUCGCCUUGUCGCUGCACCAGCAGCAGCAGCAUCAACUGCUAAUGUAGCAUGUGAACGCCUUCAAACUACCCAGAUUGAGCAGUUGGAUAAUUGGGUUCUUUGUCGCAUAUUUUUGAAGAUAAGAAGUUCAAGCUCCAAGGAUGAUCAACAGACUCAACAGAGUAGAGAUGUCAAUGAUUUUAUUGCGGAUGAGCCAAGAUUUUUCAAUUUUAUGCCAAUAGACAAGGCUGAUGAUUUGAGUCCUGCAUCUUCUUCAUCCUCUUCAAGUUCCAAUGCGAUCAUCGAUACAUUCUCAAGUGGAUCAUAUCAUUAGAAGUUGCAACAUAAAUAAUGCAUUAUGAGCUGCAAAUUAAUGCAACAUCUUUUCAACUUGUUGCAGUAGAAAGAUAAUUAAGGAAGCUGUGACAAGUACUCUUCUGUAUUGAUUUUCUUGUAAUAUUUGCAUGAUCUAUGGCCGUAGUAGGAAAUGGAUCUUAUUGAAGGGAUCGAAUUAAUGA